This is a messenger RNA of Emericellopsis cladophorae, 957 nucleotides long. RefSeq lists its product as uncharacterized. The transcript has a single exon. The record is from RefSeq and is a predicted model, not a curated record. Gene Ontology annotation, molecular function: arabinan endo-1,5-alpha-L-arabinosidase activity. Gene Ontology annotation, biological process: carbohydrate metabolic process. NCBI's taxonomy places the organism in Eukaryota, Fungi, Ascomycota, Sordariomycetes, Hypocreales, Bionectriaceae. Bases 1 to 957 code for a protein of 318 amino acids.
AUGCUGUCACUCCGCAGCAUCCUCACCCAGACCCUUCUCGCCGUGGCUGCCAUUGCGCCAUUCGCCCACGGCCAGUCUGUCGGGCCCGGCGUCGUCUCCGGCGACACCUUCACCCACGACCCCACGAUCGUCAAGAAGCCCGAUGGCUCGUACAUCAUGGCCUUCACGGCGGACAAUGUAGGCCUCAAGACAUCGACGGACCGCACAGCCUGGCACGACGUCGGUCCCGCCUUCCCCAACGGCGCCCCCUGGACGACCCACUACACAAAGGGCGACCGCAACCUCUGGGCCCCCGACAUCUCGUACCACAACGGCCAGUACUACCUGUACUACUCGGCCUCGAGCUUCGGCUCGUCCGUGUCCGCCAUCUUCCUCGCCACCAGCCCGACGGGCCAGCCAGGCUCGUGGACGAACCGAGGCCUCGUCAUCGAGUCCAACGGCAACAGCAACUACAACUGCAUCGACCCCAACCUCAUCGUCGACGCGCAGGGUCGCUGGUGGAUGACCUUUGGCUCCUUCUGGUCCGGCAUCAAGAUCGUCGCCCUCGACCCCAACACAGGCAUGCGCUCCGACAACAACCUCCGCUCCAUCGCCGCGCGCCCCGCCAACGGCGGCGAGCUCGAGGCCCCGUACAUCCACCGCCACGGCGACUACUACUACCUCUGGCUGUCCUUUGACCGCUGCUGCAACGGCGCCGCCAGCACGUACCGCACCAUGGUCGGGCGCUCGAGGAGCGUGACGGGACCCUUCGUCGACCGGAACGGGGUCGACAUGAUGAACGGCGGCGGCACCGAGAUCCUGAGGACCCACGGCAACAUCUACGGACCCGGCCACCCUGCUGUGUUCACCGACAAUGAUGCGGAUGUGCUGGUGUACCACUACUACCAGCCGAACGGUGAUGCGCAGAUCGGCCUCAACCUGAUGAGGUACGAGAACGGCUGGCCCGUUGUCUACUAG